AUGUCCUGUGAAAGGAGAACAAAGGCCGCGCGUUUCCUCGAUCUGCGGUACAAGAGCGGGGUGCGCUCAGUGAGGGGCGGGGGUGGCGGCGGCGCGGAGGAGGCGCGGCGCGGCGGCCUCAAGGCGCUGCCGAAGCGCGCCCGCACUCGCUGCAGGGGAAUGAACAUGGGGCAAAAGCUCUCCGGCGGAGUGAAGUCGGUGUCGCGCGAGUGCACGGUGCCGUUCAAGGCGGUGGUCGCGCGCGAGCUGGCGCCGGAGCCUCCGCGGCCCGCGCGCCUCGACGCGCUGCUAGACGCGCCGCCCGCGCAUCUCGACCUGCAAUACAAGCACGCCUGGAAUCCCGAUGACAGAUCGCUAAACAUAUUCGUGAAGGAGGAGGACGCGUUAACGUUCCACCGGCACCCGGUGGCGCAGAGCACGGACUGCAUCCGCGGGCGGGUGGGGUACUCGCGCGGGCUGCACUGCUGGGAGGUGGUGUGGCCGGCGCGCCAGCGCGGCACGCACGCCGUCGUCGGCGUCGCCACCGCGCACGCGCCGCUGCACUCCGUCGGCUACCAGAGCCUGGUCGGCGCCACCGACCAGAGCUGGGGCUGGGAUUUGGGCAGGAACAAGGUUUACCACAACGCGAAAGGCACGGGCGGCAGCGGCACGACGUACCCGGGGCUGUUGCGGCCCGACGAGCAGUUCCUGGUGCCGGACCGGCUGCUGGUGGUGUUGGACAUGGACGAGGGCACGCUCGCCUUCUGCGCGGACGGCCGCUACCUGGGCGUGGCGGCGCGCGGCCUGCGCGGCAAGACGCUCUACCCCAUCGUGUCCGCGGUGUGGGGCCACGCCGAGAUCACCAUGAAGUACAUCGGCGGCUUGGACCCGGAGCCGCUGCCGCUGAUGGAGCUGUGCCGGCGCGUGAUCCGGCAGCGCGUGGGGCGCGCGCGGCUGCGCGGCGCCGCCUCGCGCCUGGCGCUGCCGCCCGCGCUCUCCGCCUACCUGCUGUACCGCGCGCCCUAG
Parnassius mnemosyne (clouded apollo) is the source of this 1005-nucleotide messenger RNA. NCBI's taxonomy places the organism in Eukaryota, Metazoa, Arthropoda, Insecta, Lepidoptera, Papilionidae. The record is from the annotation of a GenBank genome assembly.